AUGAAUUUCCAUCCCAAUACUUCUCUUCACCUAAGCCAACCAGAUGAUGAGAUCAAUCAUCUCAAUCUAGAUCUUCUUCUUGAGCCAUCUUCUUCUUCAUCAUCUUCUCCUUCACCUAUAAGUCCCAUUGAGCCGCGGAUAUUCUCAUGCAACUAUUGCCAGAGAAAGUUCUAUAGCUCUCAAGCGCUAGGGGGUCACCAGAAUGCUCACAAGCUUGAGCGAACACUGGCCAAGAAGAGCAGGGAAAUGAGUUCAACCAUGCAACCUUACGGAGGAGCGGAGCAAAGAUCAAACUUCAGUGCGUCACACCAUCUUGGUCGUGCUCUUGGGGUUAACGUUGUGGAUAACCAAGGACAAAGUUAUGUGAGGCUUGGCGGACGAAAAGAAUUCAGCUAUGGUCCCAAGGAAGGGGUGGCUUCCUGGUCAAGGGGUUAUACUUCUGAGCAUGUUCAGGAGGAUAUUGGCCAACUUGACUUGUCGUUGAGGCUUUGA
Sphenostylis stenocarpa is the source of this 492-nucleotide messenger RNA. Lineage: Eukaryota; Viridiplantae; Streptophyta; Magnoliopsida; Fabales; Fabaceae. The record is from the annotation of a GenBank genome assembly.